Engraulis encrasicolus (European anchovy) is the source of this 1499-nucleotide messenger RNA. RefSeq names its product heme oxygenase 1a (gene hmox1a). Bases 80 to 895 code for a protein of 271 amino acids. The transcript has 7 exons. NCBI's taxonomy places the organism in Eukaryota, Metazoa, Chordata, Actinopteri, Clupeiformes, Engraulidae. The record is from RefSeq and is a predicted model, not a curated record. Gene Ontology annotation, molecular function: heme oxygenase (decyclizing) activity; heme binding. Gene Ontology annotation, biological process: heme catabolic process; heme oxidation; response to oxidative stress.
CAGAAGCUCCUGGUUGGCUACUGAACAACACACAUCCUUGACUUUGAAAACAUUUGUGACUUCAGCAGACGAGACAGACAUGGAGUUCAAGAGCAGCCGCCGAGAUGACACCAAAAUCACUGACAGUGACCUCUCUGAGCAGAUCAAAGCAGCGACUAAGGACAGUCACGUCAGGGCUGAGAACACGGAGCUGAUGCUCAGCUACCAGAAAGGACAGAUCACACUCCCUCAGUACAAGCUGCUGCUGUGCUCGCUGUACGAGGUGUACCGUGCCCUGGAGGAUGAGCUGGACAGGAGUGCCGCCCACCCCAGCGUGGCUCCCAUCUACUUCCCCCAGGAGCUGGCCCGACUGGAGACCCUGGAGAGAGACCUGGAGCACUUCUUUGGCACUCACUGGCGCAAGAGGAUAACGGUGCCCGCUGCCACACAGAGAUACGCCCAGAGACUCAGAGAGAUUGGAAAACAGAACCCCAGGCUUCUGGUGGCCCAUGCGUACACCCGUUACCUGGGCGACCUGUCAGGUGGCCAGGUGCUGGGCCGCAUUACCCAGAAGUCUCUGGGGCUGAGCAGUGGCGAGGGCCUGUCCUUCUUCUCCUUCCCUGGCGUGCCCAGCCCCAACCGCUUCAAGCAGCUCUACCGCAGCCGCAUGAACAGCAUUGACCUGACGCCAGAGGAACGCCAGGAGCUGCUGGGAGAGGCCGUCCUGGCAUUCGAGGCCAACAUCGAGAUGUUUGAUGACCUUCAGAAAAUCUUGAGUGUUGCUGCAAACACAGAUGCAUCAAAUGAAGAGGAUACUGAGGCCAGUCAGAAGACGCUGCAACACCCCAUCUUUCAGUUCACCGUGGGAGUAUGUGUUGCCUUAGCAACCGUUGGAGUGGGAAUAUACGCAUUUUGAUUUUUUAAAAACAAUCCACAUUAUUUUCCAUGUCCUUGGUGUGUUAUACAGCACUAACCUGAUUCAUGUGUAUCCAACUGAAAUUGUAAAUGUAACUGUAAAUAAACUUGUAAAUGUGAAAUAUUUUAAAUACUCAAUCAAUAAAGUCUUAUAUCAAGUCUUUCAAUCAGUCACUGCUGUUCUUAAAUAAGCAAACAAAAAUCUUUAAGUAUGAAUAAUGUAUUUUAUUUAUUUCACUUUUUACCACAACAUACAAAAGCCACAUCUGUUAUUACAGCUUGUCUGUGUUGCUUCCUCCAUUAUACAUCAACUGACUGGUUGCCAUGACAUCACAAAACAUUCACCUGGAAGCAAGACAGGGUGGCAGUUCGCAACCAUAACCUGCACAUUAUAGCCAAACAGCUCCAUUUCGUGAGAGUCAACACAUCUUUCAGAAUUUUGAUCCGUAUUCAGUUAACAAGGAGUGGAACACAAUCAAGUACUUAUUUCUUUCUAUUUACAAGUUGAUAUGAGGCAACACAUGACUCCACGUACUUCCUCAAAUCAUGGAUUAACAAAAACCCAGAAGAGUUGUCAUCCGUCUGCCUCAGUAUGGCGGAUGUUG